AUGUGCAUCAUCGAGGCAGGCGCUCCAGAGCCCACGAAGCCAGGCAAGCUUGUCCGCAUUUCAACAGGAUUUUCUCGAAGAGUCUACUGGCGCGAUGACAAGGUCUGGGUCCAGUACAAGCCGGCGACUGCUCAGCUCAUCCUCAAGGCCUACAACAACGCCGAGAAGACUGUCAAGACUGGCCUGCUCCGGUCUACUGUCCACCCAUCUGGCUCCCACUACACUGUGGACCUGAGGACUCUGACUCAGACCAAUGACAGCUCUGGCAUGAAGCGCCCGGUGAAGAUCAUCCAGGAGGAGAGCAGCAGCGACUUCCUGGGCAAGAGCGAGGAGGUGGUGUACCCAGGGGAGUUCAACAAGCAGGCGUGCAUUGCCAGCCCCUUUGGAUGGCUUGGAAAGCUGGCCUUCUGGCGCAAGGCGCCCACCAAAGAAGGCUUGGAGACCAGCUCUGUUGACUCGUGGUCCUCAGACGGCUCCGUCAAGGCAUGA
This is a messenger RNA of Klebsormidium nitens, 489 nucleotides long. Lineage: Eukaryota; Viridiplantae; Streptophyta; Klebsormidiophyceae; Klebsormidiales; Klebsormidiaceae. The record is from the annotation of a GenBank genome assembly.